UGAACCCUCUGCGAACCGGAUACGUCCUCUCCGACACCACUAUGAGAGCGGAUAAUUAGACCCCGCAGAAGUUGGCACCAAUUUGCGGUUGUUGAAGUUCAGCUUCCACGCGACCAGCGGCCGCCCCGAGAAGAUGCUUACGUCGAAAAUCAGUAAAGUGAGCAAGGUGGUAAUAUGCGGUGGAAAAGCGGUCGGUAAAACGGCCAUCCUGGAGCAACUCAUCUACGGCAACGUUUCCAUCGGUUCGGAACUGCACAGCACGAUUGAGGACACGUACGUGGCUAGUAUCGACACCGGAAAGGGGAGCAGAGACAUGCUGCGCAUCUACGAUACGGCGGGGCUGCAGGGCAAUGUGCAGCUUCCGCGCCACUAUCUGCUGUAUCCGGACGCCUUCAUACUCGUGUACGAUCCGAGCGAUCCCGCCAGCCUAGACAUGCUGGCCGGGAUCAAAAGUGAUAUCGAUAAGUACAAGGAAAAGAAAGAGAUGAUUAUUAUUGUGAUAGCAAACAUGCACUCGCGCCAGCCACGUUCGGCCGGGACCUCGCCGAGCAGCAGCUCUCCCGGUGGUUUCGGGCCCGCGUCCAACGGGAAUCUUCACAGCAACGGUAGCCACCAAAUCAGCAACCAAACCGAUCUUACCGAAUCGAACCUCAACCGGGCCAACAACUGGUGCGCUCGGGAACGCAUCAAACACUACAUGGUCAACGCGAUGGAGCGGGCCUCCCUUUACGAACCGUUCGUUCAGCUCGCCAUCCGCUUGUAUCCCACCCAGACGAAGAGUUCUUUCCGGCAGCUGACGCAGAAAGCCUCCAAGGUGGACAACAGCUAGUGGCCCGGUCGGCUGUCGGAGCAUAGUGAAACCAAAAAACAACCAACCAAGAAGAAUCACGAACGCGAAGUACGAGCGUUUGGGAGGUGUUCUCACUGGCCUCUGGCACACACUAUCCAGCAUUUGUGAGCUUUUCCUCAUAGUAUUUAACGUAUGUUAGAGACAGUAUUCGGUAGCGACCUUACCCGGGGGUGCAAUGUAUUGUGCUUAAUUGUUUAUUUUUAUUGUUUUACCCCAAACGAAACGGCUCAGCCCCUUAGUGGCAACGUAUUUUAGUUCUUGUCUGUGACAACCCUUCGUUCGUAGCACCAUUGGUACUUAAAUUGCAAUUUUCCUGAGCGAACUCUC
This is a messenger RNA of Anopheles cruzii, 1177 nucleotides long. It is a transcript of the gene kappaB-Ras, whose product is annotated as NF-kappa-B inhibitor-interacting Ras-like protein. Gene Ontology annotation, molecular function: GTPase activity; GTP binding. The transcript is spliced from 3 exons. The coding region runs from base 134 to 829 and encodes 231 amino acids. NCBI's taxonomy places the organism in Eukaryota, Metazoa, Arthropoda, Insecta, Diptera, Culicidae. The record is from RefSeq and is a predicted model, not a curated record. Gene Ontology annotation, biological process: canonical NF-kappaB signal transduction.